Messenger RNA from Hippopotamus amphibius kiboko, 1455 nucleotides. It is a transcript of the gene PCP4L1, whose product is annotated as Purkinje cell protein 4 like 1. The record is from RefSeq and is a predicted model, not a curated record. Lineage: Eukaryota; Metazoa; Chordata; Mammalia; Artiodactyla; Hippopotamidae. Bases 302 to 529 code for a protein of 75 amino acids. The transcript is spliced from 4 exons.
AGGGUCGGAAGGGGACUCUUGGCUCGGAGCUGAGCGCCUGGAGCCGGGGUGCGGGCACUGGAGCAGCGGCUCUCCGCACUAACUCUCCCGCCUCGUCAGCUGGGCCCCGGCCUCAGAGCCCGGCAACUCGCGGCCGUCGCCGUGCAGCCCGAGGGCCCCGCGUCUCCGCUGCACGUGCCGCGCCCCGCGCGCCCCGUCUGGCCGCCGCGAUGAGCGAGGAAGGGAGAGUCCACAACUUUGAACUGCAGAGGAAACAAAAAUACCCUCAGGGGGAAUUGGCAGCUACUGCCGAGAUGAUGGAAUGGAACAUUGGAGUGCGUCAGGCCCAGAGCUUAACACUAAAACAUCCCCAGCAACCAACCAGGCACCUGGCCCAGAGGAAAAGGGGAAAGCUGGCAAUGCCAAGAAGGCUGAGGAGGAGGAGGAGAUCGACAUCGAUCUGACGGCACCAGAAACAGAGAAGGCUGCCCUUGCUAUUCAGGGCAAGUUCCGGCGAUUCCAGAAAAGGAAAAAGGAUCCCAGUUCCUGAACAACCAGCCUUACCCUUCACCUUGCUCCCUUCUCUCCCCUUUUCCACAGCUCUGACUCCUGCGUGUCUUUGUCUCUGUGUCCCUCUAGCUUCUCACUGAAGCAAGUUCAACCCUUAUACAUUAUUUUCUCUGGCUCCCUCAAGCCAUUGCAGCUGUAGAGGCACAAGGAACACGAGGAAGAUGAAGAAUUCAAUAGGCAGCCACUUGCCUAAGGGUGGAACAUUUUCUUCUUGGGAUAUGGCUCCUUGAUCAGUACCUAUGCCUGUGCUAUGAGGUUGAAGAACAAGAGGCUUUGAGGUUGAGAGAGGGACCCCGACAAUGUGGGAGGGAGGGGAAACCCUUCAGAAUAGGGUGCCCGAGGGUGGGGCAUAUACACUGUUCCUCUGGUUACAACAUUCACAUUUCAGGUAGCAUUUUUACCCUUCACAUCCUACAAGGUAAGCCAGGGGACUGGAGCCUCCCUUUCCCCUAGGCAGACCUAAAUCAAGCUGCUCCCAUGUUAGUGCAUGCUGAGUAGAUUAGUCCCAAGGAAGGGAGACUAGCACUGGUAGAGACAAGGAAGAGUUUCCUUCAUCAUCUAAUCUAGACCCAUAAGGGGCAGAAGUGGAAGAGGUUCAGGGGGCCACAGGCAGAGAAAUGGGAAGAUUUGGGAAGGAAAGCAAAAUGAAGGCGGAGAAGAUCUCUAAAGACACAAGUUACUGCUGGUGAAAGUGUACUAUGUGAAGGAUUCUUGGGGCUUUGCUAACCUGCCUACCUCUAACCCUCAUGUCUAGCUACCCCCAGAGGCCACACAAACCCAGUGACCCCUGUAGCCCCCCUGCCCCACUCUGGAGUCAGAGCAGAAUUGGAACAGCCAAUCUAUGUGAUUUUAGCAUGUUUAGUAAUUAUGAAAACAAUAAAAAACCCUCAAGUUGGGGCCAUUCGA